AUGGCUACUUUUGAAGAGGAGCUUGGAAUUGAGGAUGAGCAGUUUCCAUUUCCAAAAAGAAUUACCAGAGAAACAUUCCAAAACGAUUUACAGAUUGAUCCUUCCAAUCCAGCACAAUCAAUACUAAGAAUCAAUGAUGUCAAGUUUAAUGUGGAUCAAUUCUUGUAUGAGCAUUAUAGAUUUACUUCAUUAGAAGACUUACAGUCGGAACUGAACUCUUUGCUGAAAGAUCUUGAUCAAGAGCUAUUCAAUUUAGUUAAUAACGAUUAUUUUGAUUUUAUAAAUCUUGGAAAAUCAUUAGAAGGUGGUGAAAAUUUAGUGGAUAAAUUAAGAGUAGAUGUGACCAAAUAUCAGAAGAAAUUGGCUGAUGAGAACAAUAGACUUGAUGAAUCAAAAUCUUACGUUGAAUCUUCUGUGGAUAACUUGAAAAAAUUACAAGAAUUGAAGGUGAUUUUGAAACAGUUAACAUCAUUAUAUCUCACAAUUCACCAAUUAUUCACUUCACUCCCCAGCUAUCAGUUUGUUGCUAACAAAUCAGAAAAAGUUAAUGUCCUGAGAUAUGAGUUCAAAGGUGUUUUAGAUGAAUUCUUAAGAAACAUACGGCCUGAGACAAGCUCCUACAAGGAUGUUGCUGAGAUCUUGGGUAUAUACUCUAUUAUAGGAGAUGAAGCUGAUGCUGUAAAAGUUCUCAGAGAAAAUAGUACUAAGACAUAA
Molecule: messenger RNA, 714 nt
Organism: Hansenula ciferrii
Lineage: Eukaryota; Fungi; Ascomycota; Saccharomycetes; Phaffomycetales; Wickerhamomycetaceae
Exons: 2
Coding region: 1-714 (237 amino acids)
Biological process (GO): protein transport; Golgi organization; intra-Golgi vesicle-mediated transport
Cellular component (GO): membrane; COG complex
Source: RefSeq, a predicted model, not a curated record